GCGCUAACAGACCUUUGUAAUACACACUUACAGCAUCCAUAUUCAUAGCUAAUUUCGUAUAUUCAUCCAAAACCUGUUUUUGCAGAACUUGUUUCUCCUUUAAAGAGGUCGAAUCUUCAGACAUUUUCUUGGAGGUUCAGAACUUGCUCAUAACAACAUUUAUUAAAGUCAACUGGAGUUUAUUGUACGAUGGAGGGCCAUAGGCCUGAAAAACGAAGGAGAAAUAAUCCAAAUUAUUUCACAUAUGCAUACGGGAGCAUCGUGCGGGUGAAGUUGAUCAAUUUUGUCACAUAUGAGUACUGUGAGUUUUAUCCAGGUCCAUACUUAAAUAUGAUUAUUGGCCCUAAUGGCACUGGCAAGAGUACUGUUGUAUCGGCCAUUUGUUUGGGCCUUGGCUGGUCUCCAAAGUUACUUGGAAGGGCUAAAGAAGCUAGAGAGUACAUCAAGUAUGGAAAAAACUGCGCUACAAUCGAAUUGGAACUGAAACUUAAGGAUGACAAAACAGUAAUUAUAACCCGUCAAAUCAAUCAAGACAAAUCAAGUUCAUUCUCUAUAAAUAAGGAAGCUUGUUCAUCUUCAGCAAUCUCUCAUUUGAUGGAAAAGUUCAACAUUCAAUUGAAUAAUCUUUGCCAUUUUCUGCCGCAAGAUAGAGUCGCAGAAUUUGCACAACUAGAUCCGUUCACUAGACUUAUUGAAACAGAAAGAGCUAUUGACCACGAAGGCUUAUUGCUUGAACACGAAAAACUGAUUGAAUUACGAAAAGAGGAAAAAGAUACUUUGCAAUACAAAGAUCAGGGUCAGAACACUUUAAGCUCGAUCAAGGAACGGCAACAGGCUCUUGAAAAAGAAGUUGAAAUUUUUAAAGAACGUGAAAAUAUUCAGUCAUAUCUCAGUACACUAGCUAUAGCGAAAGACCUUAUAAUAUACCGAGAGAAGACAACAAUAUAUAACCAGCUAAGGGAGAAUAAGGUGGACAUUAAAGAAAAAUUAAAGCAUGCUAUUGAAGAGUUCCGUCCGAUUUUGAGCAUGAAAGAGCAACUUCAAUCGGACUUGCAAGAUAAAAAAGAGGCUUUUGAUCAGUUAUCUUCUUCUUUGGCUGGAUUAAAGCAGAAAGUGGGAAGAGAAAAAUCAUCUGUGUCGAACUUCAUGGAAAAUGAAAAGCGAAUCUACGAAAAAACAAAUUCGAAUCGUGUGCUUCUAAAAAGCAACCAGUCAGCAGUCCAAGAAGCACAGCAGGCACUUGAUGGAUUGUUGGGAAUGAUGGGUCCGAAACCUUCAGAACAAAAUUUUGAGCUUGUCCAUCAGAAGAUGCAGGAACUUAAUACAGAGAAACUUCGUUACGAAAACGAGAAAUUAGAGAGUUCGCAUGCGCUUGGUAAUAUACGUACCUUUAAAGCACAAAAACUACUUGACAUCGAUAAUCUUCGUCGCGAGCUUAAUGCAUAUAAUGAUCUUACUCGAAGGAAAUUGAAGUAUAUAGCAACGACGCCUGGUUGGGAAGAUGCUUAUCAUACAUAUCAACUAUUAAAAGAGAAUGAAUCAAAUCUUGAGGAAGCAGCAUAUGGGCCUAUAUAUAUGCAUCUAGAAUGCAAAAAAAAGAACGUUGCUCCUUUAAUUGAAGGAUUUUUCCGGGCUGAUACAUUUCGAACUUUCGUUAUGUCAAAUUAUUCUGACUAUUUGAAGUUGAUGGAUCUGAUUACUUCUAAGACGAGGUACACUCCUACUGUACGAGAAUUUUCAAGUGAACGAUGUAAGAAACUUGAUGAUUUUCAGUGCAUAUGUUCCCGAGAAAAGCUUAAAUCAUUUGGAUUUGAUGGAUAUUUAUUAGAUUAUUUGGAGGGACCGGAAGUUGUCUUGGUAGCCUUAUGCCAUAUGCUGAAAAUCCAUCAAAUUCCUGUUGCAGAAAAGGAAUUAUCUCCAAGUUCUGUAAAUGCAUUAAAUAACUAUCGUUUGCCCAAUGGUGACCCAGUAUUUAAAACAUACCUUGCUGGCUCUUCUGUACACCUGGUGUUUCGUUCCGCUUAUGGUAAUAGAGAAUUAACCCAAAGGACGGAUCCGCUUCCUUCGAAUAGCGUCUACUUUUCUGAAAGUGUUGAGCCAUCAUUAGUAAAGGAAAAGGAAGAGCAGCUAAGUUUACAGACGUCUAAACUUGAAGAGUUGCAAAGCAAUGAAAGAAACCUACAGGGUAAAGUUAGCGAAUGCGACGCGCUGAUCUCUGAAGCAAAUGAAAAGAUUGGAGAUUUACGCAAAGAAAGAGAUGAGAAAUUAACUCCCCUACGAGAAUGGCAAGACCUGAAUGAUAGAGCCAAUCAUCAACGAUUGCUUUUAGAGCAGCGGAAAAAAAUUCCAAGUCAAUUAGAAAAAGAAUUGGAAAAUAAUAAGGCAUCGCGUAAAGAAAACUGUAUGGCUCUUUUGAAUUCUAUCAAAAAAAUGAAAGACCAGAACACGAAAGCAACUAUUGAGUUUGAAAAAAGCCUCGGGUCACAAUUGAAUGUGAUUGAAGCCAACUAUCGAUUACAAAAACACGAGUUAGAUGCGGAACAAGUAAAUAACCAUCUUCGUGAACUACAUGACAAACUGCAAGAAGCUUCAGGAAAAAUAAGUACAGCACGAAAAGACGCAAUGGAAAUAUACAAUUCCGUUGUUGAACGCUUGCAACAUGAAGAUCCUGAACGACAGGCGGCCAUUACAGAAGUAAGCGAGGAAUUUGCGACAGUUUCUGAGGUCGAAAACAAAAUCAGCGUUGAAGAAACGAAGUUGGGCUUCAUGAAUGUUAAUAACUUUGUUAUGGAACAAUAUGAUCGUCGAAAGAAUGAAAUAGAGGAACUAGAAAUGAAAAUGAGUAGACUCGACGAGUCCGUUCUUGUGAUACAAGAAAAAAUAGAAGAUAUCAAAAAAGCUUGGUUAAUCAAGCUAGAAAAAGUUAUCGAGUGCAUAACUGAGAGAUUCUCACAGAGCAUGUCCAGCAUGGGUUAUGCAGGAGAAGUACGUUUGGGAAAAGCUGAAGACUAUGACAAAUGGCGCAUCGAUAUUAUGGUUCAGUUUAGAGAAGCAGAAGGAUUACAAAAGCUUACUGGACAGCGCCAGUCAGGAGGCGAACGAUCUGUUUCAACCAUAAUGUAUCUAUUAGCUCUUCAGGGUGUCGCGAGUGCACCAUUUCGUAUCGUGGAUGAAAUUAAUCAGGGUAUGGAUCCUCGAAAUGAGCGCGUCGUUCAUUCUCACAUUGUUAACUCAACAUGCGAAACCCCUUCUUCCCAAUACUUUUUGGUUACUCCUAAACUUCUUCCAGACUUGACUUAUCAUCGAAACCUGAAAGUGCUAUGCGUAUGCAAUGGAAGCUGGCUUCCAGAUACGUUUCGAAUGUCUCUUUCUUCAUAUCUGGAAGGUUUGAAGAACAAACUACUUCUGCCUGCUUCUUGAAAUCAUUAAUUAAAACCAGCGUUUUUCUACUCACAGUCACUGUACAUUAUUUGGAGUUUUUAUUUUGAAGUUUAUUUCGUUCCUUUCAUAUUCAAUUGUUUUGAUUUUGGUCUAUAUUUAUUAAUUCAGAGUUACUUUUCUAUAGAUGAAAUCUUACGUGGUUUAUUCAGUUG
Messenger RNA from Schizosaccharomyces cryophilus OY26, 3593 nucleotides. RefSeq names its product Smc5-6 complex SMC subunit Smc5. Gene Ontology annotation, biological process: double-strand break repair via homologous recombination. The transcript has 3 exons. The record is from RefSeq and is a predicted model, not a curated record. Bases 190 to 3420 code for a protein of 1076 amino acids. Gene Ontology annotation, cellular component: Smc5-Smc6 complex. Gene Ontology annotation, molecular function: ATP hydrolysis activity; ATP binding. NCBI's taxonomy places the organism in Eukaryota, Fungi, Ascomycota, Schizosaccharomycetes, Schizosaccharomycetales, Schizosaccharomycetaceae.